This is a messenger RNA of Rhinichthys klamathensis goyatoka, 2801 nucleotides long. RefSeq names its product ribonuclease inhibitor-like. Lineage: Eukaryota; Metazoa; Chordata; Actinopteri; Cypriniformes; Leuciscidae. The record is from RefSeq and is a predicted model, not a curated record. Gene Ontology annotation, molecular function: protein binding. Bases 5 to 2131 code for a protein of 708 amino acids. Gene Ontology annotation, cellular component: cytoplasm. The transcript has 13 exons.
UAAGAUGAUCAUCAUAGAUGUGAACUAUUGUUAUUUCUCUGUCUUCAGUCUGAAUAGAUGCAGUAUUACAGAGAAACAGAGUCUCAUCCUGACUUCAGCUCUGAAAUCAAACCCGUCACACCUGAGAGAGCUGGACCUGAGCAGGACUAAACUAGGAGACUCUGGAGUGAAAAACCUCAGUGAUCUACUGAUGAACCCACAAUUCAAGCUGGAGAAACUACAUCUGAGUUAUUGCAGUAUUCCAGAGAAACAGAGUCUCAUCCUGACUUCAGCUCUGAAAUCAAACCCGUCACACCUGAGAGAGCUGAACCUGAGCUGGAAUAAUCUAGGAGACUCUGGAGUGAAAAACCUCAGUGAUCUACUGAUGAACCCACAAUUCAAGCUGGAGAAACUACAGUUAAGCUGCUGUGAUAUGACAGAUGAAGGUUGUUCUGAUGUGACUUCAGCUCUGAAAUCAAACCCGUCACACCUGAGAGAGCUUGACCUGAGCGAGAAUAAACUAGGAGACUCUGGCGUGAAAAACCUCAGUGAUCUACUGAUGAACCCACAAUUCAAGCUGGAGAAACUACAUCUGUGUGGAUGCAGAAUUACAGAGAAACAGAGUCUCAUCCUGACUUCAGCUCUGAAAUCAAACCCGUCACACCUGAGAGAGCUGGACCUGAUCGGGAAUAAUCUAGGAAACACAGGAGUGAAGCGCUUAUGUGCCGUACUGAAGGAUUCACACUGUAAACUGGAGAGAUUGAGGUUAAGCUACUGUGAUAUGACAGAUGAAGGUUGUUCUGAUGUGACUUCAGCUCUGAAAUCAAACCCGUCACACCUGAGAGAGCUGGACCUGAGCGGGAAUAAACUAGGAGACUCUGGAGUGAAAAACCUCAGUGAUCUACUGAUGAACCCACAAUUCAAGCUGGAGAAACUACAUCUGAAUAGAUGCAGUAUUACAGAGAAACAGAGUCUCAUCCUGACUUCAGCUCUGAAAUCAAACCCGUCACACCUGAGAGAGCUGGACCUGAGCAGGAAUAAACUAGGAGACUCUGGAGUGAAAAACCUCAGUGAUCUACUGAUGAACCCACAAUUCAAGCUGGAGAAACUACAGUUAAGAUGCUGUGAUAUGACAGAUGAAGGUUGUUCUGAUGUGACUUCAGCUCUGAAAUCAAACCCGUCACACCUGAGAGAGCUGGACCUGAGCGGAAAUAAUCUAGGAAACUCAGGAGUGAAGCACUUAUGUGCCGUACUGAAGGAUUCACACUUUAAACUGGAGAGAUUGAGGUUAAGAUACUGUGAUAUGACAGAUGAAGGUUGUUCUGAUGUGACUUCAGCUCUGAAAUCAAACCCGUCACACCUGAGAGAGCUGGGCCUGAGCUGGAAUAAACUUGGAGACUCUGGAGUGAAAAACCUCAGUGAUCUACUGAUGAACCCACAAUUCAAGCUGGAGAAACUACAGUUAAGCUACUGUUAUAUGACAGAUGAAGGUUGUUCUGAUGUGACUUCAGCUCUGAAAUCAAACCCGUCACACCUGAGAGAGCUGGACCUGAGCUGGAAUAAACUAGGAGACUCUGGAGUGAAAAACCUCAGUGAUCUACUGAUGAACCCACAAUUCAAGCUGGAGAAACUACAUCUGAGUGAUUGCAGUAUUACAGAGAAACAGAGUCUCAUCCUGACUUCAGCUCUGAAAUCAAACCCGUCACACCUGAGAGAGCUGAACCUGAGCUGGAAUAAUCUAGGAGACUCUGGAGUGAAAAACCUCAGUGAUCUACUGAUGAACCCACAAUUCAAGCUGGAGAAACUACAUCUGAGUGAUUGCAGUAUUACAGAGAAACAGAGUCUCAUCCUGACUUCGGCUCUGAAAUCAAACCCGUCACACCUGAGAGAGCUGGACCUGAUCUUGGAUAAACUAGGAGACUCAGGAGUGAAGCACUUAUGUGCCGUACUGAAGGAUUCACACUGUAAACUGGAGAGAUUGAGACUAUAUAACUGUGGCAUUACAGAUGUUUCUUCUUUAACUCAGUCUUUGACUAACUCAAAAGCACUGCAGUUUUUAAAAGAGCUUGAUCUGAGAGACAAUAAGAUAGGAGACUCAAAGCAGCGGCUCAGAGACGAGCUACGAGACUCAAACUGUGACCUGAGUAUAUGAAUGUAGAUGAAGAUUGAUCAUCAAACGUCAGUGGAUUUACAUCAAGGUUUAAAUCUGUGAAACGGAGAUGAGAGGAGCAGAAACCAUCAGGUGAUCCACAGAAGAGUCUCACUGCUGUCUAUGAGGAGAAAUACAUGUGUAAAUGUGUUUCAUACAGGUGGAAGAGACUCAGACUUUACUAUUAAAUAAAGCAGCGUGUGUGUUAGCAUGCGUAUUAGAAACAUGUGAUAUUGAAUGAUUAAUGUUGGUUUAUUAUUCAGCCAAAUGAUGGUUUAGUUGUAAUUAAAGGUGGAACAGAGGAAGAAGCUCAGAUGAGUGUCAGCAGAAAUCUUCACUAUCAGGCCUGCAAAUAUAAUAAUGUUUAGACUAAACUCAUCCAUAAUUAUUCAAAUAUUUCUAAUCAUGAACGUGAUUGUCAAGUAUAGCACAUAAAUGUUUCAAAAGAUAUAAAGUUUACAUGUAACUUUUAAACAUUUACAUUAUCUCUCUAACAUUUUAUACACAGAAUAUGUUUAUUGUUAUUGUUUUAUUGUAUAUGAAGUUAGUUGUGUGUGUAUGUGUGUGUGUGUGUGUGUGUGUUGCUGAUGCACAGAUGUACAGUAUAUUGUCUUUGUUCUGUGGAUGAAGUCUCUUCUCCUCUACAGACCGACUAAACAUUUUCCCCAGUGAA